This is a messenger RNA of Theobroma umbraticum, 1175 nucleotides long. RefSeq names its product ethylene-responsive transcription factor ERF105-like. Gene Ontology annotation, molecular function: DNA-binding transcription factor activity; DNA binding. The record is from RefSeq and is a predicted model, not a curated record. Lineage: Eukaryota; Viridiplantae; Streptophyta; Magnoliopsida; Malvales; Malvaceae. Gene Ontology annotation, biological process: ethylene-activated signaling pathway; regulation of DNA-templated transcription.
CACUCCCUCUUUUCCACUCAAAUCAGUCUUCUCUAGUCUCCAACCUCUAUUCCCAAAGUUUCCAAUUUUCACUUCCAUUUCUCUCUAGAAUACAUAAACCGCCUCUCCCAAAUGGCAUCUCCUGAAGAGACAUCAGCCUUGGAACUCAUCAGGCAACACCUCCUGACUGAUUUUGCCUCCAUGGAAAACUUUCUUUCCAAUCUCGAUAACUGUACUUCCAGGGUCUCCGCCACCAAUCAAAUCCCACAAUCCGUUGAUACAAAAGUACCCAAGGUGCCACAGAUCAAUAGCCCAAACCAAUUAAAGCAAUCCACUCUAAGCCAGCGUCGUCCUUCUAUAAACUUGGAAAUUCCACCAGCAAAAGUUAACAUAUGCUCAAACCCAGCUCCGGUUGAAUCUGACUCUAACGAGAAAAGGCACUACAGGGGUGUCAGGAGACGACCUUGGGGCAAGUUCGCAGCUGAAAUUAGAGACCCUAACAGAAAAGGCGCAAGGGUUUGGCUUGGAACCUUUGACACCGCCAUAGAAGCUGCAAAAGCUUAUGAUAGAGCUGCCUUUAAGCUACGUGGAAGCAAAGCCAUAUUGAACUUCCCUCUUGAAGCGGGUAAAUCAAAUUGCGCAGAGCCUGAGUUAACAGAGGAUUCAUCUUCAAGGAAAAGGAGAAGAGAGAAAGAGGAGAACGAGGAGGAAGAAAGCGUGACGAGUAAAGGGGUGAAAAGGGAGGAGGUGAUGGAGGAAAAGGUGGUGAUGCCGGUGACGAAGGACACGGUAACCGUGACGGAAACUGCAACGCCGGGGAUAUGUUUAACGCCGUCGAAUUGGACGGGGUUUUGGGAUAGUGAAGAUAUGAAGGGAAUAUUCAGUAUCCCUCCGUUAUCUCCGUUAUCUCCACAAUUUGGGUAUUCGAGGCUUGCGGUUAUGUAAGGGAUAAGGCUUUGACCGGUUUCAGCCGCCGGUUACCGAAGGAGGAAUAGUUUGCUGACGUGGGCGGUUGAACUAUCCAAGAAAGACACCGCAAAAGGAAACUUAACUGUUAACAAAGAGAAAUUAUUCAAGGGGUGCGGAUCAAUUAUUACUGUGCAUAAAGUAGAUUAGAGCAUUAAACAAAGAAUGCUUAAGCUUUUAUUAUUGAAUUAAUUGUAUUUGUUCUUUUAUUUGUUUAAUGAAAUUUGCCA